Molecule: messenger RNA, 324 nt
Organism: Aspergillus oryzae RIB40
Lineage: Eukaryota; Fungi; Ascomycota; Eurotiomycetes; Eurotiales; Aspergillaceae
Exons: 2
Coding region: 1-324 (107 amino acids)
Source: RefSeq, a predicted model, not a curated record
AUGCCUGCAUAUUCGGCCGCAAAAGCAGCGCUGAAUGCAUUCAUUCUUUGUUUCAGGGAGCAGCUCAAGUCGACGAAUGUUAAGGUGGUUGAGUUGUCUCCUCCCGCUGUGCAGAGUGAGCUCCACGACUAUAUGACACCUGAAGUGGGACGUAAGAUCGGCAUGCCAUUGGACCAGUUCAUUGAUGAGGCAUUCGCGGGGCUUCAGGCUGGUAAGGAUCAGGUUGUCGUGGGCAGUAUUGCAGACGAGAAGACGUUCUAUGAGGUUCUCAACAACCGGCGGGCGAUGUUUGAGACUUUGUCAAAGCUUCUGGGCUCGGUAUAG